GAGAGAAACUGAGAGAGAGAGUGAACAGUUAUAAGAGGAAACUCUUCACUUCCUCUUUACAGACUUUUUAGCAGAGAACUGCAACCAAAACCUGCACACAGCUGUCCGUCCAUCCACCCCUCCAUCCCUCCAUCCGUCUGUCUGUGUGUCUGUCUAUCUACACGCUCAGGGAUGGUUCUCUCUGCGCUGUGUUUGGUUCUCCUGCUGGUUCCGGCCCACUGUGAGUUCAGUUUAGACGGUUACUGGACGUCCUGGAAGACCGAAUUCAACAAAACGUACAGCAGUACGAGGGAGGAGGUGUGUAGGAGAGCUGUCUGGAAGAAGAACGUUCAGGAUGUGAUGAAACACAACGAAGCAGCUUCAGCAGGAAGAAGAAGUUACACCAUGGGAAUCAACCACCUCUCAGACAUGUCUGCAGAAGAAGUGAACGCUCAGCUGAACGGGCUGAUAGAGGAACGUCCUGCUCUUCAUGAAGUGAACCACACGUUCUCCUUCCUGAGUGGAUCUCUCCCUCCUCCCAGAAUGGACUGGACCGAGAAGGGCCUGGUCACUCCCGUCCGGAACCAGGGUCCGUGCGGCUCCUGCUGGGCCUUCAGUGCGGUCGGGGCUCUGGAAGGUCAGAUGAAGAAGAAAACCGGCCGUCUGGUUCCUCUGAGUCCACAGAACCUGGUGGACUGCAGUGUCACCGUCGGCAACCACGGCUGCAGAGGGGGCUACCUCAGCAAGUCCUUCACCUACAUCAUCCGGAACAAGGGCAUCGACUCGGACAGCUUCUACCCCUACGAGCACAGGGAUGGUACGUGUCGUUACGCAGUGAAGGGGAAAGCUGGGUACUGCUCUGGUUUCCAGAUUCUGCCUCGCAAUGAGCUUGUGAUGAUGCACGCUGUGGCCACCGUGGGGCCGAUUUCUGUGGGAAUCAACGCCAAACUGGCUUCAUUCCACAGAUACAAGAGCGGUAUCUAUGACGACCCGGCGUGCGACCCUCGCUCUGUGAAUCACGCUGUGCUGGUGGUGGGAUACGGACAGGAUAAGGGUCAAGACUACUGGCUGAUCAAGAACAGUUGGGGCUCUGCGUGGGGAGAGAAUGGUUUUGUCCGAAUGGCCCGAAACAAGAACCAGUGUGGAAUCGCCAACUUCGCCAUCUUCCCCACCAUCUGAUCACACCCUCCCCUCCUCUCAUCAUCAUUCUAUCAUCUCUCAGUUUCUGAAUCACUCUGUCCUCGUCUGAUGUUUCUCUCUCUGUGUUUGAGAAGGACUUUUAUUUUGCUUUUUUGGUGCUAUGCUUGCUGUGUUUGAUCUGAGCUGGUUUUAUUUUCAGUGUGUUUGCGGUGCAGAAUCAGAGAAAAGCAGAUCGACACUUUUAUUACAUAUUUAUUAAAGAUUAUUUUACAGAAAUCUGUUCCCAGAUUGUAAAACGUUUAUUUUAAUAAAAGGUUGUGAUUUCAAAAAGCAGUUAAGACUCAUUGUGCGUUUCUCAGCCCUGAGAGCUCAGCCCAUAGUGUCGUACGGCCUCGAGGAGCCAUUAUUCAUCAAUUAGCAGGAAAUAUGAGCGCAUUAAAAAAUAAAGAGUGAGCACACGUACAGCAGAAAUGGAGAAGCUAGAGAACCGUUCCGUUACAAACUCGGCUCUAGAGCAGGCUGGACUUACACGGAGAAACAUUCAGCACACUUUUUAUGUUUUAAAUUACCUGAAAUUAAAUGUAAUUCGUGGCGUAUAACGUAAAACCUCCUGUACUUGACCAACCGUCUCUACUUUAAGUGUCACGAAUCAGCCAAUCAAAAUGCAGAUGAUGUGUCAUGUGAUCAUCAUUUAAACUGAUUUCAGUCAAAAUCUUUUGAACUAGUAAACCAAUCAGAGGACGGAUUUACAUCUGUUGGAAAAUGCUGCUUAUUCAUUGGUGUCCAGUGAACAUAACUGGGGACUAUUUUGCCUCACAGCGCCCUGCAUGUAUCCCUCCACCAUGAAUGGAGUUUAAGUUCUCUAAACUAUCAUAAAACAGUGUCUCAGUCAUCAGGCAGUGAAUUCAUAACCAUUUCAUGUAGGAACUUUCUGUGAGGGAGCUUUUAGAGGGGGACGUCUGGUUCUUAUCACCACCACUGUGAACAGUGAAAACCCGCUCUGAAUGACUUUUGUAAUAAUAAAAGUAAUAAAAGUACUGAUUUAAUGAUAAAACAAACUGUUAGCAUAACUGGCUAGCUGACGUUAGCAUGUAGCUGUUUGAACGUCUGCUAGCGCUUUGUUAGCCUGCUGUUAGCAUGAUCCUAAUAGCUACGUUGCUAAUCACUUCCUCAGUACCGAUGUUGGCUAACUAACUGAUUAUUUUAGAUGGCCAGAACGAUGACGCAUGCUAACUGUGCUAACUGGGCUAACUGGUGGAGUAACUGAAUGUGUUGUGAUUUGUUUUUGUUUUUUAACUGUUCAUUUGGAAGGUUUCACCAUGUGCAGCGUCAGGGCAGCAUGAUUCAGUAGCUAAAGCAAAUUGUCUAGCAAAGGCAGUGCAAAAUUGAUCAGAGACAUGGACUCCGUCAUUGAUACGUCACUGAUAAUGACGUUAUACUGACUUAUGUGAUAUGAUAAUUCAGUUAAUAACACAAAUACAGACUGAUAGAGUCCUUAAAACCCAAACACCGCAGGAUUUAGUGCUUUAUCUGCCAUAAUAAUCCUAAUUCAGAUCAUCAAGACGUUAGAAAUGGAAAAAAAAAAACAGAAUUUGAGGCUAAAAUCAGCAGCUUCUGCAUUUAGGAAACCUGUCACUGGAUCAUUAAA
Messenger RNA from Colossoma macropomum (tambaqui), 2767 nucleotides. RefSeq names its product cathepsin S, ortholog 1 (gene ctss1). Bases 172 to 1158 code for a protein of 328 amino acids. Lineage: Eukaryota; Metazoa; Chordata; Actinopteri; Characiformes; Serrasalmidae. The transcript is spliced from 8 exons. Gene Ontology annotation, molecular function: cysteine-type endopeptidase activity. Gene Ontology annotation, biological process: immune response. Gene Ontology annotation, cellular component: lysosome. The record is from RefSeq and is a predicted model, not a curated record.